UAGUGUGGAUAUAAACUCAAACUCAUGUGAGCACACGCUGAAACUGUCUCACUCCAACCACUUUGCAGGUACUCAGUGAGAGGGAAACUCUUCUUCCAAGUAUUUUCUGACAAAACAUCCAAUACUAAAGCAAAAUGCGUGAGUGUAUUUCUGUCCACGUGGGUCAGGCUGGUGUCCAGAUGGGUAACACCUGCUGGGAGCUUUACUGUCUGGAGCACGGGAUCCAGCCCGAUGGUCAGAUGCCCUCCAACAAACCCGUGGGUGGCCACGAUGACUCAUUCACCACCUUCUUCAGCGACACCGGAGCUGGAAAAUAUGUUCCACGUGCCAUUUUCGUAGACCUGGAGCCUACAGUCAUUGAUGAGGUGCGCACGGGUACCUACCGUCAGCUGUUCCAUCCCGAGCAACUCAUUUCAGGCAAAGAGGACGCGGCAAAUAACUACGCCCGUGGACACUACACCAUCGGCAAAGAAAUCAUCGACUCCGUCCUGGACCGCAUACGCAAACUGGCCGACCAAUGCACCGGACUGCAAGGAUUCCUGGUCUUCCACAGUUUCGGUGGCGGCACCGGGUCUGGUUUCACCUCCCUUCUGAUGGAGCGCCUCUCUGUUGACUUCGGAAAGAAGUCCAAGCUGGAGUUCGCCAUCUACCCCGCUCCUCAGGUGUCCACAGCUGUGGUGGAGCCGUACAACGCCAUCCUGACCACCCACACCACCCUGGAGCAUUCCGACUGUGCCUUCAUGGUGGACAACGAAGCCAUCUACGACAUCUGCAGGAGGAACCUGGACAUCGAGCGUCCGUCCUACACCAACCUCAACAGGCUCAUCAGCCAGAUCGUCUCCUCCAUCACCGCCUCUCUACGCUUCGACGGCGCCUUGAACGUCGACCUGACGGAGUUCCAGACCAACCUGGUGCCCUAUCCCCGAAUCCACUUCCCCCUGGCCACGUACGCUCCGGUGAUCUCCGUCGAGAAGGCCUACCACGAGCAGCUCUCCGUCGCCGAGAUCACCAACUCGUGCUUCGAGCCUAGCAACCAGAUGGUGAAGUGCGACCCCCGCCACGGAAAAUAUAUGGCCUGCUGUCUGCUCUACAGAGGAGAUGUGGUUCCGAAAGAUGUCAACGUGGCCAUCGCUGCCAUCAAGACCAAAAGAAGCAUCCAGUUCGUAGACUGGUGCCCCACUGGGUUCAAGGUGGGCAUCAACUAUCAGCCCCCGACUGUGGUUCCCGGUGGAGAUCUGGCCAAAGUGCAGAGAGCCGUGUGCAUGCUUAGCAACACCACGGCCAUCGCUGAGGCCUGGGCUCGUCUGGAUCAUAAAUUUGACCUGAUGUACGCCAAGAGAGCCUUCGUCCACUGGUAUGUUGGUGAGGGAAUGGAAGAGGGCGAGUUCUCCGAGGCCAGAGAAGACAUGGCCGCUCUGGAGAAGGACUACGAGGAAGUGGGCAUCGAUUCUUUUGAAGAAGACGAGGAAGGUGAAGAAUAUUAAAAGGGGAAAGUGUUAUUUUUCUACCAGAUUUGGACAGAGAACGAGUAAAAUAAAAUCAAAUAAAGAUUCUAAUUGUUUUCACUGUG
Messenger RNA from Triplophysa rosa, 1570 nucleotides. RefSeq names its product tubulin, alpha 8 like 2 (gene tuba8l2). Gene Ontology annotation, cellular component: microtubule; cytoplasm. The record is from RefSeq and is a predicted model, not a curated record. Lineage: Eukaryota; Metazoa; Chordata; Actinopteri; Cypriniformes; Nemacheilidae. The transcript has 4 exons. Gene Ontology annotation, biological process: mitotic cell cycle; microtubule cytoskeleton organization. Gene Ontology annotation, molecular function: GTP binding; structural constituent of cytoskeleton. Bases 135 to 1484 code for a protein of 449 amino acids.